CUAGCCUAUUGCUGUGAAUUUUGCAAAGCUGCCAUGUCAAAUUCUGACAUUAAAUCUCAAGCAAAUUCAACUAAUGUAAGCCCUGAAGUAACAUCUGUGUUUUAUGAUGAUUCUGGACUAAUCUUCAUCUGUCCAAAAAUGUACAGCAAUGAAUUUGGAGCUGUAAUAGUGCCCUUUUUUUACUAUUUUGUAUUCAUUCUUAGCUUGCUGGGAAAUGGUCUUAUUCUCUUCCUUUUGCUAAAGUAUGAGAAGAUAAAUACAGUGACCAAUAUAUUCAUCCUAAACCUGGUGAUCUCCGACCUGCUAUUUUCCUUCAGUCUCCCUUUUUGGGCUGUCUAUCACAGUCAAGGAUGGAUUUUUGGAGAUGCAAUGUGCAAGAUUAUGUCGUCAAUGUUUUAUGUUGGCUUUUUCAGUUCCAUUUUAUUCUUAACAAUGAUGACAGUGGACAGAUAUCUUGCUGUAGUCCAUGCUGUGUCUUCUGCAAAAACAAGGAAGCUAACCUACGCUUAUGUGGCCAGUCUAUCAGUUUGGGGAACAAGCCUUCUAUCCACCAUUCCUAAAUUUAUCAUUUUUGGAACAAGGAAAAAUGCAUUGGAUGGGAUCCUUUGUGAGGAAACGGGAUACACAGCUGAGAAAAUAGAAAAAUGGAAGCUGUUUGGCUACUACCAGCAUCUUAGUAUGUUUUUUCUUAUUCCACUUGUUGUUAUUCUGUAUUGCUACACCUUAAUCAUGCUCAAACUAUUUCAUACAAAGAUGUACAACAAGGAUAAAGCUGUUAAACUAAUAUUUGUCAUUGUACUGACAUUUUUCUUUUGUUGGACUCCUUACAACAUACUUUUGUUUCUCAAAAUAAAUAAACUAUCUGAAAAAAACAUGGCAGAUAACUGUGACAACAGUGUUGACUACGCAUUUUAUAUUUGUCGCAAUAUUGCUUAUUUCCAUUGUUGCAUCAACCCAUUUUUCUAUACUUUUGUUGGAUCAAAAUUUCGUAGACAUCUGUCCCUGAUAUUUCCAAGGAAAGAUAUUUGUUGGCAGAGAUCUAGACAUUCCAGCUUAAGCAGUAAAACUAGUGAAUACUCCCCACAAACCAUAUACGAGUAAACAGUGAUUUUUAUAUUUGAAACAUUCUUGAUUUCUAAUAUUUUUUAUAUUAAUGUGAGAAUAUAUCUGCUUUUAAGGUUUUGCAAUUAAUUUUGCAAUUUGCAAGGUUGUAGGAUUUAUAUAAAAUGCAUAGCUUGUAAACAUUAUUAAAGGUCUAAUUAAAAAGACAGCUUAAUUUGCCUUACAUGCAUAUUUCAAAAUAUUAGAUUAAGAUUUAAGUCUGUGUAAUUAUUUCAGAUCAUGAAUUUGUGUGAGGAAAAUAAUAGCUUUUAAAGAAAUAAUGAUGGAGUUGUAAAGUAUGCUUUUUAUUCCAAAAACAUUUCAAGCAAAUUAAUUAUGUUUUUGUCUGCUGACAAGCUGUGGUGCUCACCAAACAGAGUAGUUGUGACUUAAGUCUUUAAUAGAGGAAUUACAAUUAUUGUAUUACGUUGUCCCAACAGCAGGUGUUUCAUUCACAUAAAGUUUAAAAAAAAGGUUCAGAUUAAUAAACUUGCUUUUAAUUAUUUGAUCUUAUCUUCCUGUUCCAAUGUUAUCUGCAGGUUUUUUUUCCAACAUAUAGCAUACAAGAAAAAUAUAAUCAAAAGAAAGUUAAAUGUUCACUCAAUGUAAUAAUUCCAAAAACAACAAUAGUUAUGUAUUUUACCACAGCUGUUUUACUCUAGAUCUUGAAUACCUUUUUAAUCAUAACAUUUAAAUUAUAAAAAUUAGACCUUUACUUAUAUUAUUAGGCAGUUUCCAAGCAAUUACAUGGCAUUUGUUAAAUUUACCAAGCCUCAGGGCUGAAAAUGCCAAAAAAGCUUUUAGCUUAUGGAAAGCAUAAAGUGUUUGCAGACAUAAUUAAUGUUUGCCUCCAUUUUCUCAGUUAAAAUAAAGGAACUAGAACUGGAUACCGAUAUAGCAUGAACAGAAUGAGAUGUAUUCCAAUCUAUGUGCAAAAUGGUUCACCCAGGAUUUUGUGAUUUUUUUCCAAAUUAUAUACCUAUCUAUACAUUUUUUUCAUGUGUUUCUGAUGUUCCUUUCUUGCUUCCUACUGUAAAAUACCCCAAAUCUCUAAUCAUUCCACUCCGUCAAAAAAAACUUUUUGAACCAUUUUCUUAUAAUUUUUUUAUUUUAUCUAAUGUACCUUCCUGAAAAUACAUUUAGACUUUUUUCUGCACCGCUUUGCUAAAUAUUUAAAUGUUUGUGCAUACUCAGUUCACAUGUUAAUAAAUAUAAUCUUUUUCAAGUUUAA
This is a messenger RNA of Bombina bombina (fire-bellied toad), 2332 nucleotides long. Its product is annotated as C-C chemokine receptor type 4. Lineage: Eukaryota; Metazoa; Chordata; Amphibia; Anura; Bombinatoridae. Gene Ontology annotation, biological process: immune response; G protein-coupled receptor signaling pathway; chemotaxis. The record is from RefSeq and is a predicted model, not a curated record. Bases 34 to 1101 code for a protein of 355 amino acids. Gene Ontology annotation, cellular component: membrane. Gene Ontology annotation, molecular function: chemokine receptor activity. The transcript has a single exon.